AUGGCACCAGUUGAGGAAGUCGAAAGACGAACGGAGAUGCUAAAAAAGUAUCUAUCAGAUGUCAAUGAGGAGACUGUACCGGAUAUGGUCAAUAAUUGGCCGACCGUUGGGAUCGAACCUAAUAGUAUACCCCCCGAGUUACUAGAGGAUGUGCAGGUCAAAAACGAGGGCGAAGGACUAACUAAAGAAGAAGGCCAGUCGAAUCAAGUAAACAACCAAAUUAUCGAAGAGAUACAGAUGUCGAGAAAUGACCCUAUGCAGGGACCCGAGUUUGACAUGGCGUAUCGUGAUAAUACACCAAUAGGUGAAAAUUUAUGGGAUCCGCGGCUAUUUGGCAGUAAUCCGUAUAUGGCUAGGUGGCAACCAUUAAUACCCGAACCUAUGUAUCAUGGCCGAUAUUAUAACUCCCAUGACCAGGCUCUGGAGAACCAACAGCGAUCACAUCAAUCGCUUGCAAAUGGUGAGCGUAUGUUGGGUAUGCAAGAAGAUUUUCCUAGAAUGUUGUCGGAGAUAUAUAACACUCAGGCUUACGGAGGCCAAGUGGAUGAACCUGAUUCUGGAAUUCAGCUUCCAGGAUACGGUCAAGAUGUCGUGCCAGAUAUUGACAACAACGAAGCUAAUCUGUAUCAAGAGCCCCAGUUGGGAAGAGUGGGAAUGGGAAGAGGAGGGAAUCCAAGUUCAAGCAACGAUCAAUAUAUCCAAUCUGGUGAUGAGAUAGUUCCAGAUCAGCAACUAUUGGAGGAGGAGUAUUCACCAUUAGACGAUGGUGAUUUCUUCGCGGAUGACGAAAACUCGGGGGGAACUCGCCUUUCGGAGUUCUAA
Messenger RNA from Orbilia oligospora ATCC 24927, 822 nucleotides. RefSeq lists its product as uncharacterized. The record is from RefSeq and is a predicted model, not a curated record. The transcript has a single exon. Bases 1 to 822 code for a protein of 273 amino acids. Lineage: Eukaryota; Fungi; Ascomycota; Orbiliomycetes; Orbiliales; Orbiliaceae.